AUGAAUAAAGGCAAUGACAGCUCAGUGAUGGAAUUUCUCUUGCUGGGGUUUUCCAUUCUUGGAAGUAAACCCAUUUUACUUUUCCUGGUCUUUUCCCUUGUGUAUAGCACCAUCCUGGCCUUCAACUGCAUCAUCAUGGCGGUCAUACUGCUUGACAGGACUCUGCACAACCCGAUGUACUCUCUACUCCUGGCAUUCUCUGUUUCAGAAACCUGCACCAUGUUUGUCACCAUUCCUGAGCUGCUGGUGACACUGUUGACAGGUGAUCCAUCGAUUUCCUUCACUGGAUGUGCUGUCCAGAUAUUUUGCUUCUUUGGCUUAGGAACAAACAACUGUUUCCCACUAGUUGCUAAGGCUUAUGAUUGGUAUGUAGCAAUCUGCCAUCCUCUUCAGUACCAGGUGAUGGACAAAAGGUUUUGUACCAGGCUGGUAGUGGGAUAUCUCAUUUCACUGAGUAUUGACAUCCUUAUUUUCAGGCUACCCUUCUGUGGGCUUAAAGAAAUCAGGCAUUUCUUCUGUGAUCUCUCACCUGUGCUGGGACUGGCUUGCGUUGACACUCACCUGACUAACAUUGGGAUCGUCACUUUGUGUGCCAUUAUUUUGCUGGGCACGGUCAUGCUGAUCUGUGUCUCAUACAUUUACAUCCUCUUUGCUAUCUUAAGGAUCCACUCCCACUCGGGAAGACAAAAAGCCUUCUCAACCUGCGCCUCCCACCUCAAUGUGGUGAUAACACAUUUUGGCUGUGCUUCUUUCGUGUAUUUGAGACCUAAAUCUGUCUCCUCAGUAGAUCCAGACAUAUAGAUAUCUUUGGUUUAUGUCUUUUUAACCCCUCUACUAAACCCAUUGAUCUAUACCUUAAGAAACAAGGAAGUGAAAAUAGCUGUUAAGAAAAUGCUCAGAAAUUCAUUUUGUGCUCAGAAACUCUGA
Varanus komodoensis (Komodo dragon) is the source of this 927-nucleotide messenger RNA. RefSeq names its product olfactory receptor 10T2-like. Gene Ontology annotation, molecular function: olfactory receptor activity; G protein-coupled receptor activity. Lineage: Eukaryota; Metazoa; Chordata; Lepidosauria; Squamata; Varanidae. Gene Ontology annotation, biological process: G protein-coupled receptor signaling pathway. Gene Ontology annotation, cellular component: membrane. The record is from RefSeq and is a predicted model, not a curated record.